CUCGGCGGCUGCUGUUUGGAUAAUACGCACUGGGAGCGUUGGAGGCUCCGCGGCCCCGCUCACAUCUGGCUGGGGUUUGCUCUUUACGAGUCUGUCCCGCUCUCUUCAGCUCUUCCUUUACUUUCGAGAAACCGCGCUUCCGCUUCUGGCCAGAGAGACCUUGGAACAGAGGAGGUCAAGGUGCCGGGAAGGCAGGGACCGGCGGGUGGCUGCCCCGCGCCCCCCCACCCCUCCCCCCAUCAUCCUGCACCUUCUUCCCGGAGGACUUUUUCCUUCCUUCUCGCUCUCUCCGCUGACCAGGCUGUUCUGCCCCCUCCGACCUGGCUGGGAGGAGGCUACGACGCUGCUGGGAGAUGCUCUAAGCCCGAGAGGCCGCCCCAGGACGCUGGCCGGAGGUCGGCUGCGUUCUCGUCCCCACCUCUUCCGAUCAAAGUCCAGAAAAUUCCUUUUCCAGACUGCAGGGCGCGCGGGAACAUGGGCUCCCGGGGACUGAGACUCGGGCUGGCGAGCUGCCUGCUGCUGGCCUUCGCCUGUGGCCCGGUGCUGGGCCGUGCGCCGCGCGGCCCACAGAAGCUUCAGGAGCAGGAGGGGACCGAGGAGCCGCCGCUGGACCACGCGGAGAGGGAUGAAAAGAACCAUGAAAAAUACAGCCCCAGGCAGGGGGAGGACGAGCCCGCUUCCCGAUGCUUCCGCUGCUGUGACCCCGGCACGCCCGUGUACCAGGCCAUCCCGGUGCCGCAGAUCAACAUCACCAUCCUGAAAGGUGAGAAGGGUGACCGAGGAGACCGAGGCUUGCAGGGGAAAUACGGCAAAACAGGCUCCGCGGGCGCCAGGGGCCACACGGGCCCCAAAGGGCAGAAAGGGUCCAUGGGGGCCCCCGGGGACCGCUGCAAGAACCAUUACGCCGCCUUCUCGGUGGGCCGGAAGAAGCCCCUCCACAGCAACGACUACUACCAGACGGUGAUCUUCGACACGGAGUUCGUGAAUCUCUACGGCCACUUCAACAUGUUCACCGGCAAGUUCUACUGCUACGUGCCGGGCAUCUACUUCUUCAGCCUCAACGUGCACACCUGGAACCAGAAGGAGACGUACCUGCACAUCAUGAAGAACGGGGAGGAGGUGGUGAUCCUGUUUGCGCAGGUGAGCGACCGCAGCAUCAUGCAGAGUCAGAGCCUGAUGCUGGAGCUGCGGGACCAGGACGAGGUGUGGGUGCGGCUCUUCAAGGGCGAGCGGGAGAACGCCAUAUUCAGCGACGAGUUUGACACGUACAUCACCUUCAGCGGCUACCUGGUCAAGCACGCCCUGGAGCCCUAGCCCCGCCGGCCCCGCGUCCCCCCCCCCCACCCUGGGGAGGGGUGGGGGGCGCACGGGUCUCACUGCAGCCCCUCCCCCAGGCCUGGCUUCCCCGCCUCACUGCCCAGCUUCGGCCCUCCACACCACGCCCCUCGCUGAAGGGCCUUGGGGGCUCCCGGGUGGGCACCUGCGGGGGGGCGGGGGGGGCGGCUCCCCUCCAAGCACGUAACCCCAGGCGACCCAGCAGGCGCGCGGCCACGGCCACGGGGCAGGGUGUCCCAGAGUCAUCCCGCUCCCUCCCGUGGCUGGAAGUAAUUAAGGAAAUUGUAAAGUUUGUUAAAGAAGCAACAUCGGCCUUCCCACCGGCCGGCCGCACCUAGGGUUCGGCUGGUCUCUCUGAGCCACAACAGCGGGGGGGGGGGGCGGUGGCUGGGGUGGGGGUAGCGAAUGUCAGCUCUCAGCAGGGCAGCCAAGCCCUGGGCCUCGGCCUCCGGGCUGAGACGAACAGCCUGCUUGUUGGAACCUGCAGACUCCUGACAACAGCCGGGGACCUCGGGAGUCCCUGGGUCUGCUCAGCACAAUCAAGGCAGAGCCAUCCAUCUGGUGUGGUUCUGCCCCCACGGCCCCAGACUGCCCCGGAGCCCUGGGCAGGGCCUUCACGCCCGCCACCCUGGCGCUGGCUUUCCGCUCCUCCUCUCAGACGGGUCCGCCAUGGAAGGCACUGGAGACAUACUUUGGUAACAGCUGUCGUGGUUAUAUAAUAUUUGCUAUACAAGCUCCCUGCACACCAUCUCCAGUCCUGUUUCCCUGAGGGCUCAGUGCUCUCCCCCAGGCCUCUUUGACCAGUAGCCUAGGACACCACGGGAGGAUCUUCCUCUGGGCCCCGGAGCAGGGAAGAGCCGGAAAGAGCCCGAAGGGGCUGGAAGGCUCCGCCUGCCUCGGGGCCCCCGCGGGGCGCCGUCCCUCUGACCAGGAGAGAAGCACGUCUGAAGCACUGGAGUCAGAACCCUCUCUGGGAGGUGGGGUGUAGAAACACCCGAAGCGGCUGCUGCCUAGAUUUGGUGCUCUGGCCCGUGGCUGACUUCGGCCCGGUGGCCCUUCCCUGCCUCUCUCCGUUAACGCCCAGGGCCAAGGUCCCUCUCCUACCUGCUUGGGCCCCUAAGCCCCUACGGGAACCUUCCUUCCCUCAGGGAAGGGUCGGUCCUUCCCUGGUGACCCUUGGCCUUGACCCAUCCCUCUGCCCUCCCGGGGGCCGGGCCACCGGGUCUGGGCCCCGUGCCUCCUUCCCUCUGAAGGACUUCUGCUGGUCAGACUUUCAAAACGGUGUUUCUAUGGGCGUGCUGGUGAGUGGAGCGUCCGCCUGCUGCUUUGUGCUGUCCCGGUGCUCUUUCGGAAAACAUUAAACUUGGAACCAUGCGUUUGAGCA
Leopardus geoffroyi (Geoffroy's cat) is the source of this 2719-nucleotide messenger RNA. It is a transcript of the gene C1QTNF1, whose product is annotated as C1q and TNF related 1. NCBI's taxonomy places the organism in Eukaryota, Metazoa, Chordata, Mammalia, Carnivora, Felidae. The coding region runs from base 475 to 1314 and encodes 279 amino acids. The record is from RefSeq and is a predicted model, not a curated record. Gene Ontology annotation, molecular function: protein binding. The transcript has 5 exons.